Schistocerca serialis cubense is the source of this 1935-nucleotide messenger RNA. RefSeq names its product putative fatty acyl-CoA reductase CG5065. Lineage: Eukaryota; Metazoa; Arthropoda; Insecta; Orthoptera; Acrididae. Gene Ontology annotation, molecular function: alcohol-forming very long-chain fatty acyl-CoA reductase (NADP+) activity. The transcript is spliced from 8 exons. Gene Ontology annotation, biological process: long-chain fatty-acyl-CoA metabolic process. Gene Ontology annotation, cellular component: peroxisome. Bases 1 to 1566 code for a protein of 521 amino acids. The record is from RefSeq and is a predicted model, not a curated record.
AUGGCAGUGGCCAGCAGUGGCGAGGGCAGCCAGGGGCAGAUCGCCGAGUGGUUCCGCGGCCGGUCGCUGCUGGUGACGGGCGGCUCCGGCUUCAUCGGCAAGGUGCUGCUCGAGAAACUCCUGCGCUCGCUGCCGCAACUGGGCGCCGUCUACGUCCUGCUCAGGGGCAAGCGUGGGGACUCGCCAGCUGCCAGGCUCGAGAACAUCAAGCGCCUGCCGCUAUUCGACAGGCUGCGGCGGACGGACCCGUCGGCGCUGGAGCGGCUGCACGCGGUCGAAGGAGACGUGCUGCGAGCGGACCUUGGGCUGCAGCCCGCGGACCGCGCCCGCCUGCUGGCCGAGGUGUCGGUCGUCUUCCACUGCGCCGCCUCGCUGCGGCUCGAGGCGGGGCUGCGGGCCGCCGUCGAGCACAACACGGCGGGCACGCUGCGGCUGCUGCACCUCUGCCGGCGCAUGCGCCACCUCCAGGUAAUAGUUCAUUUAUCAACAGCAUUCUGCCACUGUGAACAAGAGGUGCUAGAUGAAAAAAUUUACCCACCACCUCAUGAUCCACAUGAUAUCAUGCAUUUAGUCCAAUGGCUGGAUGAAGAAUCUCUUGCUUCCAUCACACCAAAGCUUCUGGGUCCACAUCCAAACUGUUAUACAUACUCCAAAAGACUAGCAGAAAGUCUUGUAUAUGAAGAAUCAAAAAACAUGCCAGCUGUUAUUUGCCGCCCAUCCAUAGUGACACCAGUUUUCAAUGAGCCAUUGACAGGAUGGGUAGACAAUCUCAAUGGUCCUGUUGGUAUUCUGAUUGGUGCAGGAAAGGGAGUUAUUCGCUCCAUGCUUUGUGGACCAGAUUUUUAUGCUGAAAUUAUACCUGUUGACAUAGCAGUCAAUGGAAUCAUAACAGCUGCAUGGGAUACAGCAGUCAGAAGACCAGAAGAGAUGCCUGUGUAUAAUUUAUCAACAUCAUCUCUGGUGCAGAUUACAUGGGGUGAAGUAUUAGAACGUGGACGUCAGAUUGUGUAUGAGAAUCCAUUUGAAGGUGUUGUUUGGUAUCCUGACGGAAAUAUUCGUACUAAUGAAACAGUACAUUAUCUUCAUGUACUCCUAUUUCACAUAUUUCCAGCUUAUGUAAUUGAUUUUCUGCUGCUGCUUACUAUGCAGAAGAGAUUCAUGGUGAGGCUCCAGAACAGAAUAAGCAAUGGAUUGAAGGUGCUGCAGUACUUUACAUUGAGGCAAUGGAAUUUUGACAAUAAGGAGAUUCUUGCGCUAAGUAGUCGCAUGACAAAAGAGGAUUGUGAAACAUUUUAUAUGGCAAAUGUUGAGUAUGAUGUUGAUAGUUAUCUGCUGGCAUGUGUUCUUGGUGCAAGGCAAUUCUGCAUGAAAGAGCCAUUAUCUUCACUUCCAAGAGCCAGGUGGCACCUAAAAAUGCUAUACUGGCUGGACUGGCUGGUGAAGAUGAUGUGCAUUGGCUUCCUGCUCUAUGUAAUGUACCAAUAUGCUAGACCAUCAAAAGCUCUGGUCAUCUCUUCUGUGGAUAGCCUGAAGUUAUCUAGUGCCAUCAACAGUUUCAUUCCUUAAAAACAUUAGUACCUGCACAUCAAUGAUAUAAAUAGGACAAACUUUUAAUGUAUGAGAAGGGUCACUAAACUCUGAUUAAAAUUACUUUGUGAUUGGGGCUUCAGCGAGUCAAGUAGUAGGGGUGGUCCCCAUCCAAUCAGUUCUUUCCUCAUGCCAUGUGCUCACUGUAUUGUCUAAUUUUGUAGGUUGAGUACAGUGCCUUGUGAAGUGUGGCUGGAUGUACGCCAGCAACUCUGCCCCCUGCCACAGCUAUCAUCUGUCAAGCACAAAGAAAUUUUAAAUGGAGUAUAAAACCUGAAUCAAGUUUAAUAGCAUAGUACUAUUAAUACUACUACUGAAUCUGCACAUUUUUACUACUACAAAAAAAUA